This is a messenger RNA of Saccharomyces eubayanus, 1242 nucleotides long. It is a transcript of the gene MGR1, whose product is annotated as Mgr1p. The record is from RefSeq and is a predicted model, not a curated record. Gene Ontology annotation, cellular component: mitochondrial inner membrane. Bases 1 to 1242 code for a protein of 413 amino acids. The transcript has a single exon. Lineage: Eukaryota; Fungi; Ascomycota; Saccharomycetes; Saccharomycetales; Saccharomycetaceae.
AUGGCUGUAUACACGCCCCCCUCAGACACCAACAGCAAUCCUGACCACCCUCACUCGCAAGAGGAGCAUGACAAAGACGAUAAUGACAUCAAGAAAUUUUACAUAAGGCCAAGCUUGGGCCUGAAGCUAUGGGGGCCCCUGGUGCCCGCACCCGACAACCUGUCGGGCCUAUACACGCUAGUCGCCGUCCAGUCCGCAGUGGGUAUCUUUGCCCUCUGGAGACUCAAGAGACUCUACAGACUACCGCCACUGCGCCGCACCGCCACUCACACUAAAUCGGAAUUGGCCUUUGGCGAGCUGCCCAGUGAAAUGAUCGUCAAGGGCAAGACCACCAUCAGAAAGGACAUUGCCGAUUUCCCCACGCUGAACCGCUUCUCCACCACCCAUGGCGACAUCGUGCUCGCUCCACCCCCCAUCAUACCUCGCCAGACCCGCUUCAUCACCUUCAGGAAACUCGUGUGGGGGUUGUUUGGCUCGCUGCUGUUGUCCCAAUCCCUUCUGGAACUGACCCGCUUGAACUUCCUCAAAUACGACCCUUGGUGCGACGAAAUGAAAUCCGUGCGUGACAAGAAGUUCUUCAACAACAUCGUCAAGUACUACCACGAGGGCAUAGACCCCACCAAGAUAAAGGUCAAGGACGCCAUGAACGGCACGCCGCUGUCGACAAACAUCCCCGAGGUUAAGCAGAGCGUCGCCCUCGCUAGAGCCCAAGUGGAGGCACAAAACCCCAUCAUCAGGUGGUUCGGACCCUUGGAAUACAAGCCUAUGUCCUUCAACGAGUACCUCAAUCGCAUGGAAUUCCACUUGGACAUGUUCGAGUUUUUCCAAAACAAAAGAAACAUCAGAGAAAACUCUAUCGAGCUGAUCAACUCGAUAUCCCAGUCCUCUGCAGGCCUGGAAGACCUUUCCGAGUGUAAGAAGCUACAUUUACAGAACGUCGAAAAGAGACUGCAUUUCCUGGCAUCCUCGAAGGAUGCCACCCCCGCGCCAGAGAAAAGGAGAACCAACACCAUGCUUUCACGAGGAGUCGUCUUGCCCCACGACACCAACGCUCCGCAAGAUAUAGACCUAGAUACAAUAAGAUCGCUGUACGAUCCGUGGAUGACUUUGGCCUUGGAAACUUCUCUAAGCAUAAAAUUCAUACCCACCACUAUGCCCUCCCACACCAAGACUCCCACCACAACCGAUUCUCCAGGUCCAGGCCCCACACCUAAGGCCAUCACYAAUGAAAAGACACAUUAA